AUGGCAGAUCCAGAGCUUCCUGAUUAUGCGACCACGACCGCGGCACUACCACGACCUCCUCCAGCCCCUUCUCCGCCCCAGCCUCCAACUCCACAGCGAACACCAUCUAAUCCAUGUGCGGACUAUCGACAUACUUACAGGCUGGAGAACAGCAAGGGUCAUCCGUGGCUCUAUCUCUCCUUGAACAGCCGUGCUCCGGACCAGAAAGUGUCGCCCUUAUUUUUUGACGGGGACAAGGUAGAGGGGCAGGUAGGCCUGAAUCUGCAGCGAACCGAGAACAUCAAGUUUAUUUCUAUCACACUGUGUGGAGGCGUGACGGCUGUAGGUCAAGAAGAAGAGGUAUUCUUGGAGGAGACGCAGAUCCUGUGGAUGCCAUCAGGCAAUAGUUCGGGGAGAUCUCCCUCAAAACUUCUUGGGAAGUAUACAUGGCCAUUCUCCAUCACUUUCCCCUCAUCGGUUACCGCCCCCUCAGCCACCAAAUCCGCACGAAGAUACAAACGUACGUUUAGUGCGAACCCCCCAAGUCAAGCCAGCACGGACUUCGCAGUGGCGACUAGUACGGGCUAUCCGCUGCCAAAUAGUUUCUCUGAAAGAGCGAGUCCGGUAUACGUGGAUUAUAAACUGGUUGUGACGGUUAAGAAAGGUUAUACGAUGUGGAGCAUGAAUCAGACGCUCACUGCGAAACUUGCAUAUCUCCAUCGAUCGAUUGCUGAACCCCCUUCGACGCUAUGUGUACUCGCAUAUGAAGACGGAAGACCGCCUUUAGGACCAGAAGCUGACCCUGAAGGAUGGAUAGUGUUCCCGCCGCUGAAUGUCAGCGGUACGCUCUUCGACACACGUCCUGCCAACGUUCAAUACUCUCUUUCCGUCGCAUCCCCACUGUCCUACGCAGUCGACUCCCCCAUACCCCUCCUCUUGACCCUGAAGAGUUCCGAUUCCCAAGCGCUCGACCUUUUUACGUCCCCUUCCGCCACAAAUUCCUGCUUGUUUCUAAGACGCACCGUCGCCCUUGGAUCACACGCUACCGACGAGUCCGUGCAGGCACGAAGUAACAACACGUUCACCGCCACUGUGGCCCGCGCGGUUUUCUGGCCACACGAACAAGGUAAUUCCCACGAACAUCCGAAUGACAGCGAUGUCGAUGAGAGUAAGGGUGGCGGCGUCAGGUCACUGAGAGGUGAGAUAUACAUCGCGAAGAGUGUGAAACCAAGUAUAUCGUUCCAUAGGUUCUCACUCCGUUACGACAUGGUCUUCAUUCCUCCUCAGGCCACAGGCUUCAUACCUUCCGCGCCACAAGAUGAACCGCUCCUUGCGGAACGCGUGAACAUAUCGUUGUCCAACGCACCAGGCGUGCAGCCUCGCUCUCACGCGCCACCAGGAUAUACUGAUCCGAUGGUGGGCGACUAUAACGUUACGGCUGGAUACUUGGAAAAUGGAAACCAGAGGUUUUACCACCGUCAUGGGUUCACUACAAGAUGA
Stereum hirsutum FP-91666 SS1 is the source of this 1479-nucleotide messenger RNA. RefSeq lists its product as uncharacterized. The record is from RefSeq and is a predicted model, not a curated record. Lineage: Eukaryota; Fungi; Basidiomycota; Agaricomycetes; Russulales; Stereaceae. Bases 1 to 1479 code for a protein of 492 amino acids. The transcript has 6 exons.